UUCACAUGGCGCGCGCUGAAGACGGACCGGCCGGACAGUGUCGGCGGCCUUGUGUGUUUUAUGCUUGGUCACCGCACAUACUCGCUACAGUUCAGUCUUUUUGCUCUGACGUCUACACAUACAACCGGUCAGUCAACAGCAGCAGAUUGACUGACCUAUAGGCCUAUGACUGACCUAUCCCUAUAGGCCAAGCCCAGCAAAGCUAAAGUCAUAUUUUCUUCCCAACCACCACAGUGGUUUGUUGCUCAUUGUUAUGAGCAAGGGUAUUUACUAAGGUCAACAAAGGUUGAUUGAAGUUCACCAGAACUCCGUCAGGCGGAUCGGAUGAUCAGUAGAGCAUGACCUUGACCAAUUCUAUUUGUGAAUAUUAUUCGUUGCAAUUGCUGAAAACAAACUGAUCGGAUAACACUACGUACUACAGUAGGUGGUCAAACCCAGGAUCUGGGCGAAACCGUGACGAGACGACAACUCCUUUAAGGUUCCGUUUGUCUUUAGAGACUCUUUACAAAUGUCUGGAAUUCAGGAGUCGGUGUCUUUCGUCAUCACUUCACUUGAUGUGGAAGAAAUGGAUGAUUAAAACGAAGCCUUUCAGAUUGUUCCUGCAAUAAGGUAUCGAAGUGCAAACUCUCACCGACACUUAUCAGCUGAACUUCUUAAACUGUUUCACCACUCACCAAGAUGUCAUUGACUGCUCAAUUCUCCAAGUGGUUUAGAUCUGUGACUUCAGGAAUCAAGAGGAGGGCGCGGAAUAAGACGGUCAUAAUCUUUGACAAAGAUGGCACCCUUAUUGAUGUUCAUUCUCAGUGGGCGCCAUGGAUACGAGGCAUAGUGACGAGCAUGAUGAGCAGAACAGACUUAAUCAUAUCUGACAAAGCUUUUACAAAAGUUGGAUUCGACGAUGGAGCCGGGAGAAUCCUACCAGGCGUUCUUGGCGAAGGCACUCUUGAAAUGGUCCAGGAGUGUCUGUCUGAAGUUCUCCAAGAAGAAGGGAUGUCUCCCUGUGAAGCGGAUAAAGUUGUCAGGGAAUGCAUAGAGGAGGGUGGUGCAAGGUUUGGUGAGACCAAGCCGAUCGGAGAUGUCACCAGCAUGUUCAAGAGACUCAAACAUAGCGGCUUCCAGAUCGCCAUAAACACGUCCGAUAGUAGAGAAGCAACUCUUGAUAAUCUACAUCGACUAGGCGUGUCAAAGCUGGUUGACAUCGCGGUAUGCGGCGAUGAUGAUUGGAUGAUUGCUAAGCCACACCCACUCUCUGCUUUCAUGAUAUGCGCCCAGCUUGGGGUUCAGCCGGAGAAUGCAGUCAUGGUUGGGGAUUCCCCCUGUGAUGUCAGACUGGGGAUAAAUGCUCAACUUGGCUGCUCUAUAGGUGUUUUAACUGGCAUAGCCGACCGGAAGGCCCUCGAGGGGGAUGCGCACUGUGUGGUUGACGAUGUUUCUGUCGCAACGGAUUUAAUCCUAUCCGGCGUAGGGAACAUACUGCAGAGGGAAGCGGCUGAAGCCGUUGAACCAAGUUGCACUCGGGACUCCAUAGUUGUAUCUUCAUAACUAAAUUUGAUAUUUGGUGAUUAUUUAAACUGUAUACUGUAGUUGUUUGUGUGGUGUGUGAAAUAAAGCAUAGUUCUUAAAAUUAUUUAUAUUGCUGAAGAGAUAGUAAAGCUGAUUCUACAGGUUUUUAACCUAAUUAAUGUGGAUAAUUUGUUUUUCAUUCAUUAUAACUUAGACAGCUGUUCAGCACUUAAAAGAAUUGCGCAGUUUAAAAUGAUGCACAGAAACAAAUGAAGGGAGAAAUAGAUAAUAAGAAGAAAGCUAUUUGAAGCCAGUGGGCAACAUCGAUUAUUGUCAAAGACCAGACCCCAAUGUCAUAGAGCUGCUUACCAGCCUGUUUUGUGGUUGUUAUCCGAGUUUCCAUACCCUAAAAAACGUAAACCCACAAAAAUGCUGUCACUACGAAAUCUCAAUAUCUAUCUAUCAGUAUUAACAUCUAUUUAAUCAAUUUAAAAAAUUCUGAGUUAUUUGUAUUUAAAUUCAGACCUUUUCCCCUCUGGUGAGUCACCAGGGGGAAAAAUCUGAAUUUGUACAAAUAACUCAGCAUUUUUGAAUUUUGACCCAUUCAUACAUGUAUGGAUGCUUCAAAGAAAAUGACAUGAAAAUAAUUGCAAUAUUAUUGUUUAUAAUUACUGAACUUUUAUUCUUUCACAAGCUUAAAGUGAUGUGAUAUAUGUAUACUGUAUAUUUUGAAUGUUCAUUUACUAUAUUAGUAAAAAUAUUCUAAUACUCUAUGAGUAUAUCAUACUGUACAUAUUUUAAUAAAGAAAACGUAAUAAAAUAUCUGGGGUUUGGAUGUUUUUAUAUAUUUUUUUUUAAUUUGGUGAAACAAUUGGGACUAAGGUACAAUAUCAAGCACUGUUUCAAUUCUAUUUCUGGCAUUUUGGUACUUAAUGUGAGUUAUGAAAACAAUGCCUUUUGUCACAUACUAUUGUAAGCAGAUUGUGCAUUGUCCAAAGUUCAUGUUCGGCAGUAAACCACAAAACUUGGCAAACUUCUUUUCUAAAUGUUCACCAACUUGCAUUCUUUGGCACAAUUUCAUAAAGCAAAAGCACAAUAACUUGCUAAUUUAAGCACAGAAAAAUAGGUUACUGGCCAAAAUAUAUAACAGUUACCAUUGCUGUGAAUAUUUCCAACUAAUUAAUUGCUUAGCAAACAAACUUGUUGAGCAGAAUUUCUGGCUGAACAGCUUGAUGAAAUUGGGCCCUGGGGUGGAGAUCACAAAGGUAGUCCUAACUUAGGACUAGUCCUAGGCAAAGC
Molecule: messenger RNA, 2802 nt
Organism: Asterias rubens (European starfish)
Lineage: Eukaryota; Metazoa; Echinodermata; Asteroidea; Forcipulatida; Asteriidae
Product: phosphoglycolate phosphatase-like
Exons: 5
Coding region: 679-1542 (287 amino acids)
Biological process (GO): DNA repair; dephosphorylation
Molecular function (GO): phosphoglycolate phosphatase activity
Source: RefSeq, a predicted model, not a curated record